Messenger RNA from Raphanus sativus (radish), 3001 nucleotides. RefSeq names its product pollen-specific leucine-rich repeat extensin-like protein 3. NCBI's taxonomy places the organism in Eukaryota, Viridiplantae, Streptophyta, Magnoliopsida, Brassicales, Brassicaceae. The record is from RefSeq and is a predicted model, not a curated record. Gene Ontology annotation, molecular function: protein binding.
AUGUGUGAUGAUCUUGAAUGGUUCGAUGAUAAACAGCCUUGGGUCUUUUCCAAGGUUUUGAUCAAAAGCCAUAUGACUAAACCUCCUCCAUUUUCUCUCGCGGCCUUGGGCUGUGUCCUAUUCUUCUUCUUAUCCUCCUCUGUUGCUUUAGCACUCACCGACGCAGAAGCCUCAUUCAUCGCGCAACGUCAGCUCUUGACGUUGCCUGAGAACGGCGAUCUUCCUGAUGAUAUUGAGUAUGAGGUCGACCUCAAGGAGACGUUUGCCAACAACAGGCUUAAGAGAGCUUAUAUAGCUCUCCAGGCAUGGAAAAAAGCAGUCUAUUCAGACCCGUUUAACACCACCGGAAACUGGAAUGGUCCGCACGUGUGUAACUACACAGGCGUGUUUUGUGCACCAGCUCUCGAUGAUCCUAACGUCGCGGUCGUGGCCGGUGUAGAUAUUAAUGGUGCAGAUAUUGCGGGACAUUUACCCGUCGAGCUUGGUUUGAUGACGGAUGUGGCCAUGUUUCAUUUGAAUUCGAACAGGUUUUGUGGUAUCAUACCCAAGAGUCUCGAUAGGUUGAAGUUAAUGUACGAGUUCGAUGUCAGCAACAACCGUUUUGUCGGACCUUUCCCUUCGGUUGUCCUUUCGUGGCCGGCUGUUAAAUUCAUCGACCUGAGGUUCAAUGAUUUCGAAGGUCAAGUCCCUCAUCAGCUUUUCAAGAAGGAUCUUGAUGCCAUUUUCUUGAACAACAAUAGAUUCACUUCCACCAUUCCUGAGUCUCUUGGAGAAUCCUCGGCUUCUGUCGUGACCUUCGCUCACAACAAAUUCAACGGUUGUGUCCCUAAAAGUAUUGGAAACAUGAAGAAUCUUAACGAAAUUAUCUUUAAGGACAACCGCCUUGGAGGUUGUUUCCCCUCAGAGAUCGGGAAGCUGGCCAAUGUGAACGUUUUUGAUGCUAGCAUGAACUCAUUCACCGGUGUUUUACCGCAGAGCUUUGUUGGGCUUACUGGUGUCGAAGAGAUUGAUAUCUCUGGAAAUAAACUCACUGGGUUUGUGCCGGAGAAUAUCUGCAAGUUGCCUAAGUUGGUUAACUUGACGUACGCCUACAAUUACUUCAACGGUCAAGGUGAUUCGUGUGUCCCAGGUAGUCAGAAAGAGAUUGCAUUGGAUGAUACACGUAACUGCUUGCCAGAUAGGCCUAAACAACGGCCAGCUAAGGAAUGUGCGGUGGUGAUUAGUCGUCCAGUUGAUUGUAGUAAGGACAAGUGUGCUGGUGGCGGUUAUAGCCCCUCUACACCAUCGAAGUCGAAGCUACCAUCACCCGUGCCAACUCGGCCAGUACAUAAUCCACAACCACCGAAAGAGUCGCCAAAACCAAAUGACCCGUCUGACCAGUCUCCUGUGAGGUUCAGGCGUAGCCCGCCACCACCACCGGUUCAUUCUCCACCCCCACCAGUCUACUCACCACCACCGCCCCCACCAGUCCAUUCACCACCACCCCCAGUUCAUUCUCCACCUCCACCAGUCCACUCACCACCUCCACCAGUCUAUUCACCACCACCACCACCAGUUCAUUCUCCACCUCCACCAGUCCACUCACCACCCCCACCUGUUCAUUCUCCACCUCCACCAGUCCACUCACCACCACCGCCUCCACCAGUCCAUUCACCACCACCACCAGUUCAUUCUCCACCCCCACCAGUCCACUCACCACCACCACCAGUCCAUUCACCACCACCGCCGGUUCAUUCUCCACCUCCCCCAGUCCACUCACCACCACCGCCUCCACCAGUCCAUUCACCGCCACCACCAGUUCAUUCUCCACCUCCACCGGUCUAUUCUCCGCCACCACCUGUCCAUUCACCACCACCCCCAAUGUAUUCACCUCCACCACCUGUUCAGAAACCACAACCUCGGAAAGAGUCACCACAACCAAAUGAUCCAUAUGAACAAUCUCCAGUGAAGUUCAGACGCAGCCCACCUCCGCCACAUCAAUCACAUCCCCCAAUGGUUUCUCCUCCGAUUCAUCCACCUCAGCAUUCGCCACCAAUGUAUUCACCUCCAUCACCGGUUCAGAUACCACAAUCUCCAACAGAAUCACCACAACCAAAUGAUCAAUAUGAACAAUCUCCAGUGAAGUUCCGGCGCAGCCCACCUCCGUCGCAUCAAUCACAUCCCCCGGUGGAUUCUCCUCCGCUUCCGAGUCAUUCUCUACCACCACCUGACCAUUCACCUCCAUCACCGGUUCAGAAACCACAAUCUCCAACAGAGUCACCACAACCAAAUGAUCCAUAUGAACAGUCUCCAGUGAAGUUCCGACGCAGCCCGCCUCCGCCACAUCAUUCACAUCCCCCAGUGGUUUCUCCUCAACUUCCAGUUCAUUCUCCACCACCCCCAGUCCACUCACCACCACCACCGGUACAUUCUCCUCCACCACCAGUCCAUUCACCUCCACCACCCGUUUAUUCCCCACCCCCGCCACCACCAGUCAAUUCACCACCUCCACCGGUACACUCUCCUCCACCACCAGUUCAUUCACCUCCACCACCAGUUCAUUCACCACCUCCACCAGUAUACUCUCCACCACCACCGGUAUAUUCGCCACCGCCACCAGUCCACUCUCCUCCACCACCUGUUCUCUCCCCACCGCCACAGUCGCCAACACCAAUUCAAUCUCCACCACAAACACCGGUCAACUCUCCUCCCCCAGGAACACCGACGCAAACCAUAGAAGCACCACCCCCAAGUGAUGAAUUCAUCAUACCACCAUUUGUUGGUCACCAAUAUGCAUCGCCACCACCUCCUAUGUUUCCGGGCUAUUAAUAUUAGAGAGACCUAAGUUUUAUAUUAUAAAUCGCGUUGUGAGAAAACAAAAAUAUCAGAAAACUUGAGGAAGACAAAAGAAGAAAAAAUGAUGGCAAUGUAUCGAAGUAGCAUUAACUCCUUACCAGGAAUCAUAUAUGAAAUUCGUGUAGUAACAACUAACAUCUUUUUUGGUACAUGAAAAAAUUUACAU